UCUGACUGCUGCUCAAGGUAACGCUACAAAAUUCGCAUUCCUUUAAUAAAUGCGAGCAGCAUUAGGACUUUGCAUCAAUGUUCCACUUGAUCACAACAUCCCUGAUAGUCCGAUGUCAACGUGUCGCAGCUCUGCCUUUCAACCUUAGGAUAUGUUCCACGCUGAGUUCAGCAGAAAACCAGCAGACUGUGCAGGCUCUCUACGAGCUCUCUGUGGACAUCCAAAAGGUCCGUAAAUUUAAGGGCUGGGUCCUGCAUCAGAGCCCAGCCUAUGCUAAGGAGGUAUCGGAUCUGCUGAAGGACAUGGGGGCCUCAGGGUCCAUUAUCUCCCACAUUUUAACUGUUCAUCCUGAAUCAGUCCUCUGUCACCCAGAGCAGCUGCAGGCUCAGAAGGAGCUGUGGAUGACUGUGUGCCCAAACCAGAAAGAGCUGGUUGGUAUAAUUGAGAAAUUCCCCACCUCCUUCUUCGCUCCCUCCAGCCACCGUGACAACCAGCGGCAAAACAUUAACUACCUCCGGAGCUUGAACCUUAACAAACGACUCAUCACCAAACUCAUGGCCAGCGCUCCACAGAGUUUCAGUCGUCCAACAGAGGAGAACAAAGUGAUGGUUUGCGCCCUUCAGCAUGCCUACUUGGACCUGGGGGGUGAUGAGGCCAACAUGAAGAUCUGGCUCCAGAAGCUGCUGAGCCAGAAUCCCUUUGCUCUCCUCAAACCGCCGGAGGACCUGAGGCAGAACCUGCUGUUCCUCAGAGACAGGGGAUUCAGCAGUACAGAGCUUCUCCACCUCAUCUCCAAGCUCAAGGGCUUUAUCAUUGAGCUGAACCCAGACAGCAUGUGUCAAAGCCUGGCGUACUCCCAGGAAACCAUGGGCUGCUCUGAGGCAGAGUUGCGGGACAUCAUCCUCAACUGCCCUGCCCUGCUUUACUAUCCUGAAGCUAUUCUGGCUGAGCGCUUUGCAGUGCUCCUCAGUGCUGGAAUCCGUAUGUCUCAAAUCAUGGAAACUCCAACCAUCCUGGAGUUAACUACACAAAUAGUGAAUUACCGCAUCCAGCUGCUGAGAGGUCAUGGCUAUGAUGUAAGGACAGGCAGUCUAGAAUUCCUAAAUGGCACUAAGAAGAACUUUGAGAUGAGCUAUGGAAAACUACAGCUACGUAGAGAGAGACCACAUUUUAACCCUGUUGCCCCUUUAAAAGGGGAUGACUGAUUGAAUUAAAACGGCUUGGAUAUAUACUGUACUGUUAUUUUGAAACCUGUAACUGAUCAAAGUGUGAUUAAACUCUAAUGAUGUGUCCACUU
Molecule: messenger RNA, 1297 nt
Organism: Solea solea (common sole)
Lineage: Eukaryota; Metazoa; Chordata; Actinopteri; Pleuronectiformes; Soleidae
Gene: mterf2
Product: mitochondrial transcription termination factor 2
Exons: 2
Coding region: 78-1205 (375 amino acids)
Biological process (GO): termination of mitochondrial transcription; regulation of DNA-templated transcription
Cellular component (GO): mitochondrial matrix
Molecular function (GO): double-stranded DNA binding
Source: RefSeq, a predicted model, not a curated record